UGUUCAAUCCAACAGUGUGUUUUUAUUAGCUGUAUUAGGGAUCUGCUUGUUCAAUCCAACAGUGUGUUUUUUUUAGCUGUAUUAGGGAUCUGCUUGUUCAAUCCAACAGUGUGUUUUUAUUAGCUGUAUUAGGGAUCUGCUUGUUCAAUCCAACAGUGUGUUUUUAUUAGCUGUAUUAGGGAUCUGCUUGUUCAAUCCAACAGUGUUUUUAUUAGCUGUAUUAGGGAUCUGCUUGUUCAAUCCAACAGUGUGUUUUUAUUAGCUGUAUUAGGGAUCUGCUUGUUCAAUCCAACAGUGUGUUUUUAUUAGCUGUAUUAGGGAUCUGCUUGUUCAAUCCAACAGUGUGUUUUUAUCAGCUGUGUUAGGGAUAGCAACAUUGAAUAGUUCAGAUCCAAUGUGUGUGUCUGAAAUGGUGCCCUAUUCCCUAUAACGUGCACCAAUGGGGCUCUGGUCAAAAGUAGUGCACUACAGGAAAUGCAUUCCAUUUGGGAUGAAGCCUGUGCAUAGUUUUGCUAUUUUUUUUGAAAUGACAUGUUUUGGUUUUUCAUGUUAUUGAGGGGCUGCAAAGCAGGCUUUGUCCAAGUGGAUGGGGAGCUGCAUUUUUUUCCUGUGGUUGUGCUUAAUUUUAUAAAUGGCAUAUAAAGACUCACAAGACAACAGAAUAGAGCCUCACCAGGAAUGUGUGUGAAUGUAUAGGCUAUUUUUCCCCAAGGUCUCACAGCAUAGAUCACCUAUUUGCCUGACAAUCAGACUGUGAUACCUAUGGUACACAGUCUGAGAUUAAUGCCACACAUUUGUUUGGAAAAUACAUCUCACAAGCCAGAAUGUUGAAUACAAUUAUAUUUCAUCAUACUUUUCCGGUUGUUCUUGUGGUUGGUCCUUUGGCGGGGAGGAAGGUGAGACCAUAUAUCCACAGGAAAGUAUAACUUUUUAAAGCGCAGGUAGAGUUCAGAUUUCUGACACCUGAAACAUGUGCACGAUAUGAGAAUCCAUGGACGAGAUGCAUUCCUACUUGCCGAGAUCGUGCAGGUGUUUACAUGGUUCUUUCUGCGCAUGCUUCAGGUGAUAGAAAUCUGAACUCACUACCAGCGUUUUGAAAAAACGUUGAUCUAAUUAUACUUUCCUGUGGAUAUAUUGUCUCACAUUCAUAACUCCAAAAGGACCAACCGCACAGACAACCUGUAAAGCAAGUUAAAAUAUAAUUGUAUUCAACUUUGUCUUGAAAUAACUUUCCUGAUCCAAACACUAAUUUCUGCCCGACAUAAGAUUCAAUUGCAAUUCAACGUCGGGUCUUCAGGCUAAUCACACCACUGCAUGGUUACAAAGCCAAUGUGAAAUCCAGAAAUCCCAUAUAAAAUUGAUUGCCAUCGGUGACGUUUAAUGUUCGUGAGAAGGAUGGUAUCCCAAAUGGUACACUAUUCCAAGGAUGGUAUCCCAAAUAGUACACUAUUCCCUAUGUAGUGCAAUACUUUUGACCGCGCUGAACUAUUUUGGGAAUAGGGUGCCAUUUGAGACGUAAAAACUACACUGUGUGUCUUGCUCUGCGCCCUCUUCUGUUGCUUGGGAAAAGCCAUCUCACAAGGUUAUGAAAUGAAUGCCAUCUUGGCUCAACGGUGGAGCGCGUUUUAAUCGGGGCUCAGUCACCAUUCGGAUGGGUUGAGCCAAGAUGUCGCGCCUCUGCCGCUCCGGUAACCUUUCCUCAUGUUAACGCUUGGGGGAGGAAGGAUUCUUGAGUGCUGUUGCACAACUAUUACUUUCCGACUUCUGCUGUUCGAGUCUGGCAACAACUGAACUGUAAGUGGUGUGGUUUAGCUACACGGGGAGACUUGUAAAAUAGAAUUGAAAGGCGAUUGUUUUCGGCUACCUGUGUGUGAGUGAGAGAAUGAGGGAUACCAACGGAAUGAUUUCGUGGCACUACGCGUGAUGAUGGGGAUUCCUCCAGUAUGGGCGCUUGGCGCUGGCCAGACUGGGUGAGGACGUGAGGCAGAGAGAGAGGUCUGCAGAGAGAGAGGUCUGCAGAGAGAGAGGUCUGCAGAGAGAGAGGUCUGCAGAGAGAGAGGUCUGCAGAGAGAGAGGUCUGCAGAGAGAGAGGUCUGCAGAGAGAGAGGUCUGCAGAGAGACAACUGCUACCUGGGACUGCUGCAGGAGAGGACCUCUGGGCAGGGGAGAGAGAGAGAGGCAGGUUGCUGCAGCGUGUCUGGGUGGAGGUACCUGACCCAUGGAGAACUACUUCCAGGCAGAGGCCUUCAACCUGGACAAGGUGCUGGACGACUUCGAACAGAACCAAGAUGAUGAGACGGAUGGUCCCACUCUGUCUGACGCUAAGUGGAGUCAGAUCCUGGCCCCUCCGGCCCACUUCCUAUCUCUGAACCCUGCCCUGGCUUUGACCCCUGACCCAAGGGACGGGGACAGUCCCCUCCCCUUCAAGACCCUCCCGGCCCCCGACCCGUCCUCUAGCGAAUCCCAGGGGCCUGACACCAAACGCCACCCAGCUGCCAAGCCUCCGUCCUGGGGAGAGGAGAGGCCGGACCGCCCUGCGGACGUCCACAGCCCGCCGCUCCCCCAACCCAACAUCGGUAAGCUGGUGGGGGGUGAGGAGGGCUUGUCUCCCCCUGUGCCGGCUUCCUCUAGCCCCCCUCCUUACCACCUCCUAGCCCUGGAGAACGGCUGCUCCUCUACCAGCCCCUCUAGUCCAGCCAGCCCUGCCCUCAACGGGCUCAGUGAAGAACCCUGCGAGGGUAACCAUACAAGGGUGACCCCUGUUAACCCUUCAAACCACCACCAGCCCCCCGCCCCCUCUGACCCACGUCCCGAUGCCCCUGUGGAGGGUAGGGGCGGGGAGAGGAGUGGUGGAAGCUCCCACAUUAGUCAAACACACUUUACCCAUGAGGAGAAGCUGGGAGGGGACAGACGGGUAGCAGUAGAGGAGUCAAACCCCCGGCUGGAGCCAGAGAGCGCUUGGGCUGGGUCACCCAUACAGGAGAGUGGCAGAGAGGAGGCUGAAAUGUCUGGGGGACAGUCACAGGACACUGGGGAGAGAGGACAGAGGACGGGAGGCUGGAGAGGAGGAGAACAGGGGGAAGCCUCUGGGGAGAGAGGACAGAGGACGGGAGGCUGGAGAGGGGGAGAACAGGGGGAAGCCUCUGGGGAGAGAGGACAGAAUGAAGGGAGGAUGGAGGGACUGAGAGGGAGGAAAAAGGAGUGUAGGAAGUCUUCUCAGAAGGAGAAGAAAGGAGAGAUGGCGAAGAGGGGAGGUCAGGAUGGAGAGAUGUCUCUCACCAACGGCCUGGCUACUACAGGAGGACGAGAGGAGAGGGGGAGCAGAGCGGAGGGGGAGGGCUGGUCUCUCACCCCUCCCCCCUCCAAGGAGGACUCCGUAACAGAGGAGAAGGAGAUGGAGGAGAGCAAGCAAGAGAAGGAAGGAGGAGGAGGUGGUAGCUCUUUCCCCUCCAAACUCAACAACAGUCGUUUGCAGCCGGUGAGCUUGCCGUUCGGCGGGGCACGUCCUAAACAGCCGGUCAGUCUCAAACUCCAGAUCCCCCGGCCCCUAUACGAACAGGUCCAGAACCAGCUAGAACCUUCUGCCAACACCGCCGGCAGCAUUACCAGUGGCGGCAAGAACAAGAACCUUGAAAACCGUGGCAGCGCCGAAGUCACGGAUACGGCAACUGUAGUUGCCUUGGGCGACCCUGGUGGUGGUGGUGGUGGUGGUGUUGUGAAGGGGAAGUUGCUAAGCGGGGAGUGUCAGACAUCGUCGUUGGGCCUGGUGGUGGCGUCAGAGAGCAGCCCGGAUAACGACUUUCAGGCAGGGCAGCACCACCAGGGGGCUCUGCCCAGGAAACAGCUCUCCUCCCUGGGGGAUGUGGCCCCUGUGUGGGUCCCUGACUCCCAGGCUCCAGUCUGUAUGAAGUGUGAGGCCCGCUUCACCUUCACCAAGAGGAGGCAUCACUGCAGGGCCUGUGGAAAGGUGUUCUGUGCUGCCUGCUGCAGCCUGAGGAGCAGACUGAUCUACAUGGACAGGAAGGAGGCCAGAGUCUGCAUCAUCUGUCACUCUGCCCUACUGAGUGCUCAUUCGUGGGAGGGUACGUGUGGCGGGUCUAACCCGAGUCCUAACCCCAACAACCCAGCAGAGUACUGCAGUACCAUCCCACCUCUGCAGCAGGUCCAAGCCUCAGGGGCGCUGGCCUCCCUUCCCACUGUCAUGGUCCCUGUGGGGGUCCCUAAAACUCCCGGCUCAGAGGGGUCCCUCGCGCGUGAGCAGAGGAGGGUGUGGUUUGCAGACGGGAUCCUACCCAAUGGGGAAGCAGCGGAAUCCCCCAAGCCCCACUCGCAAUGUUCCAACAAAUUCUCUGCUGCUGAUUCGUCAGAGGCGUCGUCCCCUGCCCCUGCAGCCCCAGUGGGAAGCCCUGUCGGCAGCUCGGUCAGUCUAAUUCCGGAGGACGGCCUUCCACCCAUCCUCACCUCCACCGGAGUUAAAGGAGACUAUGCGGUGGAGGAGCGUCCCUCUGAGAUCAUUCUGAUGCAGCAGCUGGAGGAAGGAGGUCCUGACCCGCUGGUCUUUGUGCUUAAUGCCAACCUGCUGGCCAUGGUCAAACUGGUCAACUACGUAAACAGGAAGUGUUGGUAUGUGACCAGUAAGGGGAUGCAUGCAGUGGGCCAGGCUGAGGUGGUGGUGCUGCUGCAGUGUCUGCCUGACGAGAAGAGCAUCCCCAAAGACCUCUUCAGCCACUUCGUACAGCUCUACCAGGAGGCCCUCACAGGUAAGGUCCUGACCCACCUGGGCCACUCGUUCUUCACCCAGAGUUUCCUGGGCAGCAGGGAGCAUGGAGGGUUCCUCUACGUCUCCCCGUCCUUCCAGGCCCUCCAGGACCUGAUGCUCCCCAACCCCCCCUACCUGUUUGGGGUGUUGCUGCAGAAGUGGGAGACCCCCUGGGCCAAGACGUUCCCCAUCAGGCUCAUGCUGCGGCUGGGCGCCGAGUACAGAUUCUACCCCUGUCCUCUGUUCAGUGUGAGGUUCAGAAAACCCCUCUUUGGAGAGACCGGCCACACCAUCAUGAACCUGCUAGCGGACUUCCGUAACUACCAGUACACGUUGCCCAUGGUGAAGGGCCUGGUGGUGGACAUGGAGGUGAAGAAGACCUGCAUCAAGAUCCCCAGCAACCGAUACAACGAGCUGAUGAAGACUAUGAACAAGUCCAAUGAGCACGUCUUGGCCAUGGGGGCGUGUUUCAACGAGCGGGCCGACUCCCACCUGGUGUGUGUUCAGAACGACGACGGAAACUACCAGACACAGGCCAUCAGCAUUCACCACCAACCACGCAAAGUGACCGGCGCCUGCUUCUUUGUGUUCAGCGGUUCUCUAAAGGCAGGACACCUGGCCAAGACCAGCAUCGUAGAAGAUGGUGUGAUGGUGCAAAUCACAGGAGAAACUAUGGACGCUCUACGGCAAGCCCUGAGGGACAUGAAGGACUUUAGUGUCACCUGUGGUCUGGUAGACCAGGAGGACGGCCAGGAACACGUUCACAUACAGUGGAUAGAUGAUGACCUCAACUUCAAUAAGGGAGUGAUCAGUCCUAUCGAUGGGAAGUCUAUGGAGUCCAUCACCAGUGUGAAGGUCUUCCACGGGUCAGAGUUCAAGGCCAAUGGGAAGGUCAUCCGCUGGACAGAGGUCUUCUUCCUCCAGAGUGACGACCAGACCCAGCCCAACGGUCUGAGCGACCCUGCUGACCACAGCCGCCUGACGGAGAACGUGGCGAGGGCGUUCUGUGUGGCGCUGUGCCCGCACCUCAAACUGUUGAAGGAGGAUGGCAUGGCCAAGCUGAGCCUACGGGUCACCCUCGACUCAGACCAGGUGGGUUACCUGGCAGGCAGUAACGGCCAGCCUCUCCUCCCACAGUACCUGAGCGAUCUGGACAGUACCCUGAUCCCUGUCAUCCACAGCGGGGCAUGUCAACUCAGCGAGGGCCCCGUCGUCAUGGAGCUGGUUUUCUACAUCCUGGAGAUGAUCUCCUAGGAGACGGACGCACCGCCUGGCAACGGACCGCCUAGCAACGGACCUGCCCCACGUCUCCUGGUUCUCCCUCCCUCUCCCUCUCUCUCGGCCACCUCCUCUCUUUUUCCCCUCCAUUCUGCCUCUCGCUCCCGCCUCCUGCUCUUCCAUCCCUUCAGCUAGCUAAUGUUGCUAUUCCCUUCACCAGACAGACAGCUAGCUCUGCUGGUUAGCUACCAGCUAGCUAAUGUUGCUAUCCCUUCACCAGACAGACAG
Molecule: messenger RNA, 6265 nt
Organism: Coregonus clupeaformis (lake whitefish)
Lineage: Eukaryota; Metazoa; Chordata; Actinopteri; Salmoniformes; Salmonidae
Product: zinc finger FYVE domain-containing protein 9-like
Exons: 19
Coding region: 2219-6013 (1264 amino acids)
Biological process (GO): endosomal transport
Cellular component (GO): early endosome membrane
Molecular function (GO): metal ion binding
Source: RefSeq, a predicted model, not a curated record